UGCGGUUUUUAUUGGGCAGGGUUGCAAGGCAAAGGCAGACCUCCGUUGUAAAUAGACGCAGCGAUCAGGCCAUGCAGUGAAUACUCCCUUUAAAUCGGAUCUCCAGGGGAAAAUAAAGACACUGGAUACUUUUACCAAAUCGCCAUAUGCCGUGAAACAUUGGAUUGGAUUAAUUUGGUAAAGAUGUAUCGCUCCCUGUAUGCUUUUCGACCCACGGAGCCCAACUCGCUUCAUUUCGCUGCUGAAGAAAGCUUUCUAAUCCUUGAAAGAAGCAAUAAACACUGGUGGCUCGGGUCGCGCUGCAGCACUGGCGAGACCGGGUACAUCCCGGCGUCUUACAUUGAAAAAAUCCAGGCUCCAGAGAAGGAUGAUGUGUUGCAGUCCAUCGACAGAGCCAUCGAAGGCGUCCAUAAUGUGGCCAUGAAAAACGAAGGGAAAUAUAAUUUGGAGCAACGAGAUGUGCUACAAAAGCUGAUCCACCACAGGAAAGAGACUCUGGCCCGACGAAGCCCGGUGCCAUCCUGUCACAAGCAGGGCCUCCCGUCCUCCAACAGUGAGAUCUCCCUCAGCCAAUCCCCUCAGCCGCCCAACGGCCUCAACCCGGGCUAUGGGCGCCAGGGCAGCGUGCCGCUGUCAGGGAGCCUGGACAACAUGCAAGCAGACCAAGGCUUUUAUGUCCCGCCGCAGGUGCGACGGGCCGCCCCCGUGACUCCGCCCCCUUCCGAGAAGCAGCUCGCCGGCCGACGCCCAGAACCAGAUGUUCCCUCCAGGGUGUCCUCUCUCCCGCCGUCCCCUUGCCCCUCCCUCUCCAUAAGCUCCGCCUCUCUUAACUCUGGCUCCUCCCACUCGGUGGUCUCGUCUGACGUGAGCCUGCCCAGUGUCGCCGGCAGCACCCCUCCUCCCCCCGUGCCGAGCCGCGUGAAGCCCGCCCUGCCGGCUCUCGAGACCCCGGCCCUGGACGGACCCCCCCCCCAGCCGGCUCCCGCCAGGAAGAGCCCGGCCCCGCAGCCCCCGUCCCCCCAGCCCACCACCCCCCAGCCCUCGACCCCCCAGGCCUCGACCCCCCAGCCCUCGACCCCCCAGGCCUCGACCCCCCAGGCCUCGACCCCCCAGCCCUCCACCGCCCAGCCCACGGAGGACCAGCCCGAGAGCGAAUGGCCCAUCGCCCCCCCCUCCAUCGCCGAGAGCCCCCCCGGCAGCCCCGGCGCCUCCGAGCCCGUCCCCAUGACGACGGGGGCCGAGCUGAUCGAGCUGGUGCGGAAGAACACGGGCCUGAGCUACGAGCUGUCGCGCGUGGCCGUGGGCGUGGUGGUGGGCCACCUGCAGACCACCCUGCCGCGGUCGUCCGCCGCCCUGGAGAAGGUCCUGAUGUCGCUGGUGGAGAGCAAGGACCAGAGCGCAGCGCUGCCCCAGGGCCAGGUGUGCCACGACGAGCAGCGCCUGGAGGUGAUCUUCAGCGACCUGGCCCGUCACCGCGACGACUCCCAGCAGCGCAGCUGGGCGCUCCACGAGGACCACGCACUCAUCUCCUGCUACCUGGAGGAACUCCUCAAGAUAUUGACUGAUGCGGAUCCAGAGGUGUGCAAGAGGAUGUGCAAGGGGAACCACUCGGAGCCAGUUCUUUCACUAGUGUCAUAUUAUCAGAUGGAACACCGCGUGUCCCUGCGCCUGCUGCUCCUCAAGGUGUUCGGGGCGAUCUGUAGCCUGGACGCCUGCCUCAUCUCCACCCUGCUGAACUCCAUCCUGCCCAUGGAGCUGGCAAGGGACCUGCAGAGCCCCACACAGGAGCACCAGAAGAUGUGUUACACAGCGUUGGUACUUUCCAUGAUUUUCUCUAUGGGCGAGCAAGUGCCAUAUCAUCACUAUGAACAUCUGAAUGCUGAGUUUGUGGAGUUCCUGUUGACCGUGGUGGAGGAGGGGGUUCCCUCUGACCCCACGGAGCAGCUCCCUGACCUCUUCCUGAACCUCCUGCUGGCCUUCAACCUCCACCAAACCGUGCCUAGUGCCAAUGUGAUAAUGCAGGAGUUGAUGAAGAAAAAUGUGAAAGUACUUUCGGAAAAAGUACUGCUGCUUUUAAACCGAGGCGACGACCCCGUGUGUGUAUUCAAACACACCCCACCUGCCCCGCAUUCCGUUCUCAAGUUCCUGCAGGAUGUGUUCGCCAGCCGGGAGUCGGCGGACAUCUUCUACCGCACUGACAUGAUGGUGAUGAUUGACAUCGCCGUCCGACAGAUAUCUGACCUCUCCCCCGGAGACAAGGUGAGGAUGGAGUACCUCUCCCUCAUGCACUCCAUCAUGCGCUCCACCGACUACCUGGAGCACCGCCACCGGCUGCCCGACCUGCAGGGGGCGUUGCAGAGGAUUCUGGGAGAGGAGGAGGACGAGGAGGAGGAGGGGGGCUCGGUCGACGGCGGCGCCACGGCGAAACAGAUGGAUAAGCUAAUCGUGCAGGAGAUUUACAGGGAGUUCCCCCAGCUCAGUGAGAGCCACAAGUAACCACAUCGCCAUCGUUGCACCCGACCCGCCAGCCUGCUCUGUUUAUCGCAUCAGGUCGUACGAUCCAUCCGGAAUACAGAAAGAAAAAUAGAGCUAAUGUAAUGGUGGAUCAAUUUUAUUUUUUGUUUUUGCCAAUUUGUCCUUUCCCAAGGCGGCUUACAUCGGCACAUCGCUUGUGAUGGCUGGAUUCGCAAAAAAAAAAUAUGGUUCGCAAUUUUCCCGCUUGAUAGGAAAAAAGUGAAUGCUGAAUAACUGGAGGAUAAUUGGAGAUGAAUAAUAUGUUGCAUCCAUCGUGCAAAUGCUUGAAUGGCUCUCUUUAUUGGAAAGUGAUAUUUAAGAGCCUCGUUGUCUUAAUAGAGUACUGUAUGCUUGAGCUGAAAAGCUAAAAUAGAAAAUAUGUUAUAUAAUGUGUCAAAUGAAUUGCAAUGAAAGCUUUUGAGAGUGUACCCACACAGUUGGAUAAUUGCGUCUGAACAGCAUGGGAAAGAAUUGGAUAUUAAGUUUUUGAUAGUUGAUGUGAGGAAGAUAUUUUCUUGAUUUUUUAUUAAUGUGGAACUGCUGCAAUAAGGCUGCUUACUACUAACUCAUACUAACUCUGCCAUAACCUAUUUAAUAUUGGCAGUCACGGCAACCAGCAACUACCAUUGCUUUCGAAAAGAGAUUUGGAUGCCAAGCUUUCGAUGACAUGAGUUAUAAUGCCCAAGCAAUCAUUGGAGAACCCUGUGUUUUUAUCUAUGAAUAAUAUGUGGUACACAACACAGGAUUCAAUUGUAAUUACUUGAAUUAUAUAUGAAUAAUGACAAUAAAGCCAGAACAUUUGUUACAGCACCACUUCUGCAGACUGAACUGCUUCAGCAAUUAGAUCAUAUCUGACAUCAUUCAUUGGUAGAGGUCCUGUUUUAGAUAAUAUGAUGGGAAAUGUGAUACUUCUUACGGAUAAAUGCAUCAGCUAGAGUUACAAUUGUACAUAUCUGUUAUCUCUAUAUUUUCUAAUACCUCCUAGUAUUGUGUCAAUCACUCCUUAAAUCGACUUAACUUAUUUUUGUCCUUGAUAUAGCAUUUUCUUUUGGAAACUAAUUGUGGCAUUACAAACCCCUACAUUGAUAUCUGUCUAGUUUUCACAAAGUUAAAUGUGUGUGUUGAGAUGAGUGAGAGUAAGUGGGUACCUACAUGGUUGCUUGUGUACAUUGUAUGUUUGAGAGAGGGCUCGUUCGGUGUUUGUGUUCACCUUUGUGUUUACCUGGAACUUGUUUACCUGGAACCACUGUUUAACUAAUAAAAUUAUAUUUUCCCAAUACAAA
Messenger RNA from Gadus macrocephalus (Pacific cod), 3797 nucleotides. Its product is annotated as NCK-interacting protein with SH3 domain-like. The transcript has 13 exons. The record is from RefSeq and is a predicted model, not a curated record. Bases 184 to 2496 code for a protein of 770 amino acids. NCBI's taxonomy places the organism in Eukaryota, Metazoa, Chordata, Actinopteri, Gadiformes, Gadidae. Gene Ontology annotation, molecular function: protein binding; Arp2/3 complex binding. Gene Ontology annotation, biological process: endocytosis.